This is a messenger RNA of Raphanus sativus (radish), 1275 nucleotides long. Its product is annotated as protein BIG GRAIN 1-like A. NCBI's taxonomy places the organism in Eukaryota, Viridiplantae, Streptophyta, Magnoliopsida, Brassicales, Brassicaceae. The record is from RefSeq and is a predicted model, not a curated record. The transcript has a single exon. Gene Ontology annotation, biological process: auxin-activated signaling pathway. The coding region runs from base 41 to 1156 and encodes 371 amino acids.
UCACAUCUUCACAAAAGCUUUAUUCUUCUAAACAACAGAGAUGGAGAUAACUUGGGAGAAGCCACGAGUUUCAUCUUCUAGACAUCAUCACUACCGUCAACCUUCCUUCUCCUCCACUCUCCUCGACCAAAUCUACCGCUCCAUCGACGACUCCCCUCCCCUAGAAUCCACUAGAAAGAAGAAGCACCAUAACAACACAUCUCUCCACCACGAGGAACGUGAUACUUCAGACAACAAACUCGUCUUUCACCGCCGCUCCAUCGCCGCCGACUUCGAGAGAUCCCGGAGAACAACCACCGCCACAACCUCCUCCGUUUUCCUCAGAUAUUCCAACUCAAGCUCCUCAGACUCAAGCGGGUUCUCCUCCUCCGAGUCAGACUCCUUCUACCUACGCUCCAAACCUUCUGCCUCUCCUCCUCCACCACACACUACUCGUCAACCAAAGCCGAUCCGAACCUCCCUCGUCGCCGAGAAACCUAGCAGCAAACAAGAGCUCGGCGGCUUCUUGAGAACCAAGUCAAAGGCCUUAAAGAUCUACACCGACUUGAAAAAAGUGAAGCAGCCUCUCUCUCCCGGAGGACGCCUCGCCACUUUCCUCAACUCUCUCUUCACCAACGCGGCCAGCAACCACAAGAAGCUAAAAAAAAUCAACACCACCGUCUCUUCCUCAGCGGAGCAGCCGCCACCACAGUCUUCCUCCAGCACCACGUGCUCCUCCACGUCCUCUUUCUCCAGGUCUUGCCUAAGCAAAACUCCAUCCUCCAGCGGGAAAUCCAAAAGAUCCGUGAGGUUCUGUCCAGUGAACGUUAUCCUCGACGAAGACUCCUCCAUCCACAUCCCUUACGGUUAUGGUAAUAAUCUGCAUGGAAACAACGUCGUCGACCGUCACGUCAUGGAGGAGGAGAACCGACGCGUUAUCGAAGCGGCCAAGGAUCUUAUUAGGACGUACCAGAAGAACAAGGCCGUGACAACGUGCGACAACAACGUUCAAGAAGAAGACGAUGAUGAUGCUGCGAGUUACGCAAGCUCUGAUCUGUUUGAGUUGGAGAAUCUUUCGGCUAUUGGGAUCGAGAGGUAUCGAGAAGAGUUGCCUGUCUACGAGACCACUCGUUUGGAUAAUACGAAUCGAGCUAUUGCUACAAGUUUAAUUGUAUAAUAAUAGUGUAUGUAGUGAAAAUGGUUGGGGUGAUUAUAUCAGAUUUUUUUUUAUAAAAUUGUAAUACGGUUUUUUCCUUUUGAGGCUAUGUUUUACCGUGUUCUACAACUUUUUUUUUU